AUGGCCGCGUCCGGUUUCACCCCAGUGGUCUAUACCCGGAGCUCCACCCAGACAGACCAACCGAUCGGCGGAUCCCACAGAGGACUGCUGACCUUCAGGGAUGUGGCCAUAGAAUUCUCCGAGGAGGAGUGGGGACGCCUGACCCACACUCAGCGGCAACUGUACAGGGAUGUGAUGUUAGAGAACUAUGGACAUCUCCAUUUCUUGGGUCUCCUCCUGUCAAAGCCAGACCUGAUCAUGUUUUUGGAGCAAGAGAAGCAGCUCUGGGAUGUGAAGAGAAAGGAGUCCAGAGGCUUCUCUCCAGGUAGGUGGGAAAGAAUGAGGCAGAUGACAGGGGAGGUCCAAGUCCUAAGGAGGAAGGUAGACCUUAAAAUGUGGUUCUGGUAG
Molecule: messenger RNA, 387 nt
Organism: Mustela lutreola (European mink)
Lineage: Eukaryota; Metazoa; Chordata; Mammalia; Carnivora; Mustelidae
Product: KRAB domain-containing protein 5-like
Exons: 3
Coding region: 1-387 (128 amino acids)
Biological process (GO): regulation of DNA-templated transcription
Source: RefSeq, a predicted model, not a curated record